AUGAUUCAGGAAUUCCAGACUUUUGUCAAGACAAUUCCAGGCGACCACCGCGGUCAAUUUUGCUCGAUCUAUUUUGCUGAGGAAAAUUCCAAAUUUGUGCUCACAAGAGGGCGGGCAAUUAUGGGUGGAAUAAGGGUGGAGGGAGCUAUUCUGGAAGAAAAGCGCGACGAUUUUUUCGGCGAGUGGUUCGCGAACUCUUCUGGGAGCACAGUUUUCACGAACUCAGAAAACGGCCUCGCUAUCCCUGGAUGCAAACUUGUGAUGGUCAACGAGUGGAAAAUUAAUCAGCUCCAUAAAAUGGUGGGGAAGUUCUCAAGCGAAGAGUUUCCGGACUCCUCUUUCCGCAAAGGGUUCGCUUUGUCACUUCAUGAUGAAUUCAAGGAUCAGUUCCAAGCAAAGGCGACCGCUUUCUGA
Molecule: messenger RNA, 414 nt
Organism: Oikopleura dioica
Lineage: Eukaryota; Metazoa; Chordata; Appendicularia; Copelata; Oikopleuridae
Source: the annotation of a GenBank genome assembly